AUGAUGUCGCAGCUCACAUUGACCUUCAUUUGUUUUCUUCUAUCAACAUUUAGUAGCCUAAUUGCUGCUGUCGAUUUGGAUCUGAUAAUAACUACUCCAAUUUAUAUCAAAAGUUUGACAACUGAUAAUGUGGAAAAGUUUGGGGAUCUACAUUAUGAUAAAACUUCAGAUUCUGGUAUCUUCAACCCCGAGUUAGAUGUGAUUUCUAUUGCUAAUGAGAAACAAACAUUUUCCUUAGAGGGAUUUGAUGAUGAUAAAGUGUGCAUUGGGUUGAAAGAUGAAGUGGAAGAAUUAAAUUGUUUCAGUUUUAAAAAAAUAUCAAAUCCAGUGAAGGGCAAAUUUAUUAUACACACAAAUACAAAGAAUAUUCCUUAUUUUUUUGACUUUAUAGUUGAAACAGAAAACCUUCAGAGCUCUCAAAAGGCACAGAGGGUUACAUCGUCUAAAGGUAGAGGUAAAAGCGCCCAGAAGGAAGAUGAUUCUCUUAUUCCGGUUGUGGUGGAGAAAGUUUCACUUGGUGUUAGACCAACUCUUAAAAGCCCUGAAAUCAAGGAAAAGAAAACAAAGGAACAAGUUGCUAAGGAAAAAAUUGAAGGAGAUAAGACAUUUUUCCAAAAAUACUGGAUGUACCUCUUACCAAUAGCGAUUAUGGUAAUGUUCGGCGGUGGGGGCGAUUCAAAUGCUGCUGCUCCUGCUCCAAAAUGA
Messenger RNA from Saccharomycopsis crataegensis, 705 nucleotides. RefSeq lists its product as uncharacterized. The coding region runs from base 1 to 705 and encodes 234 amino acids. Lineage: Eukaryota; Fungi; Ascomycota; Saccharomycetes; Ascoideales; Saccharomycopsidaceae. The record is from RefSeq and is a predicted model, not a curated record. The transcript is spliced from 2 exons.